Messenger RNA from Cucumis sativus (cucumber), 1752 nucleotides. RefSeq lists its product as hypothetical. The record is from RefSeq and is a predicted model, not a curated record. The transcript has 4 exons. Bases 223 to 1527 code for a protein of 434 amino acids. NCBI's taxonomy places the organism in Eukaryota, Viridiplantae, Streptophyta, Magnoliopsida, Cucurbitales, Cucurbitaceae.
CCAUUCUUCUCUGUAAUCCCUUUUCAUUCAACCUUCCACAUAAAUCAAAAAAAACAAAAAACAAAAAACAAAAAAGUGAAGUAAAAGUAAAUUCAAAUUUCCUUAUCAUCUUCUUCAAUUAAGAUAUAUCUCCAUCCAUCGGUUGAAUUUCUACAAGAAAUCGCAGAGGAGAAGAGGAACAAUCGAGAGACUAUUCUUUUUUCUUUUUAAUUCUUUUUGGCCAUGGGAGAUAGUAACAGAGAAGCGUUGAUUAGCAGAAAAUCAAGCGUAUUCAAGCGCUCAGUCUCUCACGCUCACGAUGAAUUGCAUAGUUUCAGAUCUUACCUGCGGUGGAUGUGCGUCGAUCAAUCCGACAUUUGGACGGCCGGAUUAUCAUGGUCGAUGUUCUUCCUUUUCGCUAUAAUCGUUCCAGCAACCUCGCAUUUCGUUCUGGCUUGUUCUUCUUGUGAUAGCAAUCACGCUAGACCGUUCGAUCGCGUUGUUCAAUUGUCGCUCAGCAGUGUUGCGACGGUUUCUUUUCUCUGCCUUUCCAGUUUCAUUCGGAGAUAUGGACUUAGGAGAUUCUUGUUCUUCGACAAACUCUGCGAUGAAAGCGAAACUGUGAGAAGAGGAUAUACGAUCAAGUUCAAUAGAUCAUUACGAGUACUAUCGACAUUCGUAAUACCAUGCUUCGCGGCAGAGAGCGCGUACAAAAUCUGGUGGUACGCAUCAGGCGCCUCACAAAUCCCCUUCUUGGGUAAUGUUAUUGUGAGCGAUGCAGUAGCUUGUGCCAUGGAGCUUCUCUCCUGGCUUUACAGAACCACUGUCAUAUUCCUCGUCUGUAUCCUCUUUCGUCUCAUCUGCGACCUCCAAAUCCUCCGCCUCCAGGACUUUGCCACCGUCUUCCAGGUCGAUUCUGACGUCGCCUCCGUCCUCUCCGAGCAUUUGAGGAUCAGACGACAUCUCCGAAUCAUCAGCCACCGUUACCGCGUCUUCAUUUUGGGAUCCCUCGUCCUCGUCACCGGUAGCCAGUUCACUUCCCUUCUUAUUACUACUAAAUCCUCUUCCAACCUCAAUAUCUACAUCGCCGGUGAACUUGCGCUAUGCUCAAUGACACUUCUUACCAGCCUUAUGAUACUAUUACGAAGUGCUACAAAAAUAACCCAUAAAGCGCAAUCAGUGACCGCACUUGCUGCCAAGUGGCACGUGUGUGCGACGUUGGAUUCUUUUGACGUCACGGACGGCGAGACGCCUAUGGCAUCCACCAUUCACCAGGCUUUUCCACCGCACCAUGGCGUCGGAGAAGAAUCGGAAGGUGACGAAGGUUGCGAUGAAGAUGAUUUAGACAACACUAAGUUGAUCCCAGCAUACGCUUACAGCACAAUCUCAUUCCAAAAGAGGCAGGCAUUAGUGACGUAUUUCGAGAAUAACAGAGCGGGAAUAACAAUAUACGGGUUUACCCUGGAUAGGACUACACUCCACACCAUCUUUGGAAUUGAGUUAUCCUUGGUUCUUUGGCUCCUUGGCAAAACCAUCGGUUUUUCUUAAACCCACUUUUUCUUUUUCUUUAUUUUUAUUAUUAUUGUAAUUAUUUCUUUUUUCUCCCCCCAAAAAGAAGAAAAAUCAUAAUCCUUAUUAAUUAUCGUGUCAUUGUAUUGUGUUUGUGUAUUAUUAUUAUAUUUACUUUUUGUCUUCCUCAUGGUUAUGUAUUUGUUCACCUCCUUGUGUUUGUUUGUUGUUAAUAUAAUAGAAAUCUGAGUGUUUUUUUUUGUC